Molecule: messenger RNA, 1711 nt
Organism: Linepithema humile (Argentine ant)
Lineage: Eukaryota; Metazoa; Arthropoda; Insecta; Hymenoptera; Formicidae
Gene: Rad9
Product: cell cycle checkpoint control protein Rad9
Biological process (GO): DNA replication checkpoint signaling; mitotic intra-S DNA damage checkpoint signaling; DNA repair
Cellular component (GO): checkpoint clamp complex
Source: RefSeq, a predicted model, not a curated record
UGAUGUUUAUAUUUAUGUGAUCGCGCGAAAAAGUAUGAACUCUUGUAAUGUAUUUUAUACAAAGAAUUAGUCAAUUAAAAAUACAAUUUCAUGUUUUUUACAUACCAUUUGUGUCUAAAAUAAAGAAAACGUCGACAUGAAAUGCGUCAUACCCGGGGGAAACGUCAAAAUCUUGGCAAAGGCAAUACAGAUGCUAGCAAAAAUUGGUGACGAGAUGUAUGUGAACCCACAACAAGAAUCUAUUUCCUUUUGCACAGUUAACAUGGCAAAAUCGGCAUACUCCAACUUCACAUUUUACAAAAAUUUUUUCUCUUACUAUACUGUUGAAGAUCUUGAAGAAGAAGAAGAGGCGCAAAAGUGUAAAAUUUCUAUGAUGAGUGCCAUGACUGUUUUCAAAUCGGCACAUAUAUUGGACAAACAAGUGGAAACUUGUCACAUUCAUUUGGAAGUAGAAAAUUGCAAUUUAGUAUUUAUCUUAAAGUAUAAGAAUGGCAUCAAUAAAUCUCAUCUGAUACCUAUUUUGGAUUCUGAGAAGUUGCAAGCUUCAUACGCUAAGGCUGGUAUGACCAAUGAAAUAAUAUGCCAGGCUAGAACAUUGAUGGAUGCUCUGCAAAAUUUUCCACAAAGUCUGAUCGAGAUUACACUUGAAAUAAUGCCAAAUAAACUAUUCCUCAGGAACUUUGUGGAUGAGGCAUCAGUUAUGGCAAAUACCAUGCGAACCCAGCUGGUUCUUGGUGUCCGAGAAUUUGAUCGUUACACAGUGGAUAGUGAGACAAUUAUCACAUUUUGCCUGAAAGAGGUCAGAGCCUUGCUCACUUUUAGCGAGAGCGUCGGUGUCCAUAUUAGUCUAAAUUUUGAGACAGCAGGCAGACCAAUCCUGUUUACAUUAAAGAAUCAAUGUUUUGAGGCAAACUUGUUGUUGUCAACUCUGAUUCCGGAUAGUGACAGUCAGACAGACACGUCGGUUGUCAGUAGGCCGAUGCAAUCUAUCCGAAAAAGGAAUGCUUCCUCAAGAAGUACAUCGAGCCGUGUCAACAAAUCCACGAGGAGAACAAAGAAAUCUGCUGUUGCUGUCAAUUCUGUCGUCGAUAAUGCAACCCAAAACAGAUCAGUGAGAUCAGAAGAGAAAGAUCAAGCGGAUAAAACGUUCAGCGGAGUCGGCAACGACUCCAUGAGAAUCGAUUCCGCGGAAGCGAGUACUUCCAGAAACAAUGCUCGGGAGAGAAAUAUGAGCAAGCCGGAGCAGAGUCGUCCUUCCAAUCCUGCUAGCACAACGUCAUCGCUGAGUGGCAGGAGCAUUUCGAAGGAAAAGCGAAAACUAGUGAACACAGUAUUCUCCAGUAUCACUAAGCGCAAAUCGACGAGCGACGACGAGAAUCACAAGGAGGAGGAAGAGGAGGAUGCAAAUCUGGAAGGAAGCGUGCCAUGUUCGCCGCCGCCGCGUCAGAUAGCUAAAAAAGCCAAGCUGGUAUUUCAAAAAUGCUUCCAGGCUACUUUUGAUCCUCGCAUGUUGUCCGGUCACGAUAUUAUCUUGGUGGAAGACUCUGAUGAGAAUAAUAGUGAUUGAGAUAUUAUCUUUCAAGAUCUGAAAAGUUUUCUAUUUUCAUAGGUUUAACAUAUAAGUGGAAAUUGAAAUGCGAUUGAUUCGCUCAGUAUUAAAAAUACAAUUUUAUAAUAUUAGAUUUUCUGAAAAAUUAAUCACAAUAACGUU